AUGGUUGAAAGGUGUACUGGACAGUUCGUAACUCAACCCACAAAAAACACCGGGAAUUCUCCAAAUUCAGUGACAACAGCUGAUUUCAAUGGUGAUCAUAGAAUUGAUUUGGCUGUUGCAAAUGAGGGUUCUCAGACCGUCAGUAUACUGGUUGGCAACGGGGAUGGAACAUUUCAGAGUCAAGUCACAUACAAAACUGGGAGUGCUCCAUAUGCUGUGACAACGGGGGAUUUCAAUCGUGAUAACCGAACUGAUUUGGCUGUCGCAAAUUCUGCUGAUAACACCGUCAGUAUACUCCUCGGUUACGGUAACGGAACAUUUCAUGGUCAAGUGCCAUAUGGAACUGGGAAUGCUCCAUAUUCUGUGACAACGGGGGAUUUCAAUCGUGAUAAUCGAACAGAUUUAGCUGUCGCAAAUUCUGCUGAUAACACCGUCAGUAUACUGGUUGGCAACGGCGACGGAACAUUUCAGAGCCAAGUCACACAUGCAACUGGGACGUACCCACUUUCUGUGACAACGGGGGAUUUCAAUGGUGAUAAUCGAACUGAUUUGGCUGUAGCAAAUCAAGACGAUAACACCGUUAGUAUAUUGCUCGGUAUCGGCAACGGAACAUUUCAAAGUCAAGUGAAAUAUGGAACUGGGACCUACCCACUUUCUGUGACAACGGGGGAUUUCAAUGGUGAUGAUCGAACUGAUUUGGCUGUUGCAAAUUACGGUGAUGGCACCGUCAUUAUAUUGAUUGGUAAUGGCGAUGGAACAUUUCAAAGUCAACCCAUAAAAAAUGCUGUGAAUGGUCCAUAUUCACUGACAACAGGUGAUUUCAAUGGUGAUAAUCGAACUGAUUUGGCUGCGGCAAAUAAGGGCUCUAACACCGUCAGCAUAUUGCUUGGUAACGGCAACGGAACAUUUCAGGGUCAAGUAACAUAUGGAACUGGGAAUGAUCCAGAUUCUGUCACAACAGGAGAUUUCAAUGGUGAUAAUCGAACUGAUUUGGCUGUGGCAAAUAAGGGUUCUGACACCGUCAGCAUAUUCCUCGGUAGUGGCGACGGAACAUUUCAGAGGCAAUCCACAAACGGCACUGGGAAUUCUCCAUAUUCUCUGACAAGAGCUGAUUUCAAUGGUGAUAACAGAUCUGAUUUGGCCGUUGCAAAUCAAGGGGAUAACACCGUGGGUAUAUUCCUCGGUAACGGCAACGGGACAUUUAAAGGCCAAGUCACGUAUGGAACUGGGAGUGCUCCAUAUUCUGUGACCACAGGUGAUUUCAAUGGUGAUCAUAGAACUGAUUUGGCUGUUGCAAAUCAAGGGGAUAACACUGUGAGUAUAUUGCUCGGUAACGGCAACGGGACAUUUAAAGGCCAAGUCACGUAUGGAACUGGGAGUGCGCCAUAUUCUGUGACAACAGGUGAUUUCAAUGGUGAUCAUAGAACUGAUUUGGCUGUUGCAAAUCAAGGGGAUAACACUAUCAGUAUACUGCUCGGUAACGACGACGGAACAUUUCAGAGUCAAGUGCCAUAUGGAACUGGGAGUGCUCCAUAUUCUGUGACAACAGGUGAUUUCAAUGGUGAUAAUCGGACUGAUUUGGCUGUCGCAAAUUCCGCUGAUAACACCGUUAGUAUACUGCUCGGUAACGACGACGGAACAUUUCAGAGUCAAGUGCCAUAUGGAACUGGGAGUGCUCCAUAUUCUGUGACAACAGGUGAUUUCAACGGUGAUAACACAACUGAUUUGGCUGUCGCAAAUGCGGGUUCUAAGAACAUGAGUGUAUUGAUCGGUUACGGUAACGGAAAAUUUUAUGGUGGAGUCACAUAUGUAACUGGAAAUUAUCCAUAUUCUGUGAUAACAGGUGAUUUCAAUGCUGAUAAUCGGACUGAUUUGGCUGUCGCAAAUUCCGGUGAUGACACCGUCAGUAUAUUCGGCGGUAAGGGCGACGGAACAUUUCAAAGUCAGGCCACAUAUCCAACUGGGAAGUACCCAAUUUCACUGACAACAGGUGAUUUCAAUGCAAUUGGAGGUUUAUUCCCGAAACGUAUCAUCGGCACUUUUGAAAAUAAUGUAUUGAGACAAUUAAUUUUGAGUGUAAUUGCAACAUUAUUUUCAAAGUUACAAAUUAAUCAGUCAGUUAUAUUUUGUAAUUCGACUCAACGUGUGGAAUUAUUAGCGAAAAAAGUAACUGAGUUAGGUUAUUCAAGUUAUUAUAUACAUGCAAAAAUGAGGCAAGAAGCAAGAAAUCAAAAUACAUCUUUUUCGGUACACAUACACUUAAUAACUCGUGGCAUUGAUGUUGAUCCAGUGAAUGUUGUUAUUAAUUUUGAUUUUUCGCAUAUGGCUGAAACAUAUCUAAAUCGUAUUGGUCGAUCAGGUCGAUUUGGUCAUUUUGGUAUUGCUAUUAACUUCGUUACAUAUGAAGAUCGAAGCCCUUGGGCUUCUAAUACACCUUCCACAUCGAUUCCUCCAGAGGGGGCUUCUAAUACGGAGGAGGGGUUAAAAAAUUGA
Messenger RNA from Didymodactylos carnosus, 2493 nucleotides. Lineage: Eukaryota; Metazoa; Rotifera; Eurotatoria; Philodinida; Philodinidae. The record is from the annotation of a GenBank genome assembly.